This is a messenger RNA of Scophthalmus maximus (turbot), 2715 nucleotides long. RefSeq names its product kinesin family member 25 (gene kif25). The coding region runs from base 106 to 2022 and encodes 638 amino acids. The record is from RefSeq and is a predicted model, not a curated record. Gene Ontology annotation, molecular function: microtubule motor activity; ATP binding; microtubule binding. Gene Ontology annotation, biological process: microtubule-based movement. Lineage: Eukaryota; Metazoa; Chordata; Actinopteri; Pleuronectiformes; Scophthalmidae. The transcript has 16 exons.
CAGGUUGGCUAAUGGUUAAUAGCCUCCAGUGUACCAAAACCAUUGGGGGGUUUUUCGACAACAACAUUUGAGAAUGACAGAUGAAAUGAUACAAUUGAAUUAUUCAUGUUUGCAUGCUACUUUGAGACUUUAUUUCUCUGUCAAAUGUCACGAGGCGUGUUUCAGUCCGCAGGCUGCAGCCUCCGCACACAAACGCAGACAAGGGAUCAAAAAAAAAUGCCUCUAUUCAUUAACCGGGACCAGAUAUUUGCGCACCAGGUGCAUCUGCUGGAGCACAAGCUGAGGAGUAAAGAGGAGCGAAUACUGGAGCUGGAGACAGAGAAUGCUAUUCUUCAUUUGAGACUUGCAGAGUGUCUGGGGAAACUGCGUCAGGACCACGAAGAGGAGAGCAGGGCGCUGAACCAUCAUCGGCACCAGAGCGAUGCACAGAAUAUAACCCGGUCAUCCCUCGCCACACUCCUGUCUGACGUCCAGGCCCUGAAGCAGGACCUGAGUGAGGUGGUUGCAGUGUACGUGAGUUUUUCCACUGAGCUGGAGGAGCAGAGCAAGACGCUGCUGAAGAAAGUGGCGCAAGCCAGCUCUCCGCUAAAUGGUCACCGCGGAGACGAGGUGCAGAGCUUGCAGGCCCGUGUCGCAGCUCUGGAGCGCUCUCUGGAGGAGGAGACGGAGAGGUGCAGGGCAGAGCGGCGGCGGAGGAAAGAACUCCACAACGCAGUGGUGGAGCUGAGAGGAAACAUCCGCGUUCACUGCAGGGUGCGACCAGUUCUGCCCUUUGACCACGUGCAGUCCUCGACCUCUGCAUCGGGGCCCGCACCGUCAGAGGAAGUGGUCUGUGCGAUCAGUGAUGACACAGUGAUGGUGAAUUGCCUGAAGACGGGGAUGCCAGGGCAAAACAAGAUGUUUGAGUUUGAGAGGGUGCAUGGACCAGAGGAUUCCCAGGAUGCUGUGUUUGAGGAAGUCAAGCCACUGCUUACAUCUCUGCUGGACGGCUAUAAUGUUUGUAUCAUGGCGUACGGACAGACGGGGAGUGGAAAGACUCACACCAUGAUGGGAUCACAGUCGCCAGCGGAGUCCUCGACCACGCAGCAGGAGGCACAGCGGGGUCUUAUCCCCCAGGCUGCUGCUGAGCUGUUUCGGCUGAUCUCCGAGAAGCCUGCAGAGAGCCACACAGUGGAGGUGUCAGUGAUGGAGGUGUACAACAACGAGGUGUUCGACCUGCUGGCCCAAGAUGAGCAGGGGAACACCGCCGGCGAGCGCAGGGACGUCAUCACCACCUCCUCCGGUACCAGCCAGGUCCCCUCCCUUACACACGAGCCUGUGUGCAGCGCCUCUGAUGUGAUGCGGAUCAUCAGCAGCAUUCUAAGAUUCAGGGCCCACUGUCCCACCCUGGUCCACACCGAAUCGUCACGCUCUCACCUCAUUGUCACCCUCACCAUUUCCUCCAAGAGCCCCAAUGCACUGGCCCUGGCCCGCAGGCUACAGAGGGCCAAGAAGGACAUGCAGCACUCCCCCCACAAGGAGUGGUGGAGUCCACGCUGCCGCCGCGCCAACCCCGCCGCCCGCUACUCAUCCGACGAGCUCUUGGCGAGCACCGCCUCCUCUCCCAGCCGCUCGCCCGCCCAUUCCCCAUGUCCCUCCCCCAGGCACAGUAUCGCACAGACUCCAUUCAGGACCAAGCUGCAGCUGGUGGAUCUGGCAGGGAGCGAGUGUGUCGGUAUGUCUGGAGUUACAGGUGCUGCUCUGUGGGAGGUGUCCUGUAUAAACCGCAGCCUCUCCGCUCUGUCCGACGUCCUCGGAGCGCUGGCCGAACAGAGACCACACAUCCCGUACAGGAACAGCAAACUGACUCACCUACUUCAGGAUGUCAUAGGUGGCGAUGCCAAGUUGUUGGUGAUGCUGUGCGUCUCUCCCACGCAGCGCUUCGUCACCGAGUCUCUGCAGUCUCUGGGAUUGGGCACGCGGGCCCGACAGGUCCAGAAGGAGCCGCCUCGACGGAAGAAUAACACCCUCAAAGUUAAGUGACGAGACCGAGACAGAUUUCAUCUUUUUUAAAAACAGUCAUGCCGACAGAGCAGACUUCAGGGUCGAAGAUGCAAACCCGCAAAUUUGAUAAAUAUUUAUUUUACAGAGUAUUAACGUAUCCGUGGGAAGGACUGAUAAAAUCAAAGUGCACAGCCUUAAACUAUAUGACGAUAACUUAUCGCAGUUAUUUGACAUGUUCAUUUAUCACAGGGUUACUAAUCCUACACAGUGCAACAGUAAUACUAGUUUCAUAUAUUUCAGGAGUUCAUUUUAAUAGGAAAUAUGUUGAUCUUGCCAACAUUGAUGCUUUAUUCAUGUUUUUAAAUAGAUCGUGGUAGAGAUUAGACCUAUUUUAGGAGGAAUAGGCUGAAACUGCAGCAAUAAUACUUUUAACAUGGUUUCCACUUUGUUAAUUCCCUUUUAUCUUUACCAGUAUUAAUAUGAAGAUGACACCAUAAGUGAAUAUAGUGCUGCCUUAGUAAGUGAAUUGACUAUGCUGUAAAUAUUUUUAAUACACGCUGCUCAUGUUAUGCCUUGUAUUUUUAUUUUAGUAAAUCGAUGAAUCUGUUUAUGAAGUAUUUACACAGAUAUUCAUGUGCUGUAUCUGUCCUCAUAAAGAUUUUUGUAAAACAUCGAUGGAAUAGUCUCAGUAGAAAAUUGUGUAGAUAUGACUUUAUAAUAAACAGUUGAUAU